AGUUUGGAAUUUAAGUCUUCUCUCUGAGUUCAGGUUUUAAACCAGCAAGCUGAGCCCUAAAAUCUCUCACAUAUUUGGUGUUGCAUGAAAGGAAAGUAUGAGCAGUAGCAAGAACGUUUCUCUCUAUGCGGCCUCGGCGGAGCUGGAAUCCCUCACAGAAGCUGAGCGUCGAGCCCUUCGUAGCAGCCGAUUCUCGGCCCCUCCUCUUCCUCCUCCCCCCCAACAAUGCCAACCCAGGUUGGCGCAUCCAGGGGGUCCUGUAGCCACAAACAAGGCUGCUGCUUUGGCCAAGUUUCUGGAAAGGAAACUCCAAGAUCCAGGUGGAUUGGAUUCCAUAAAUCCCCAUAUUCUUGAGGUGGCUGUGAAAAAUGCAAAGGAUACUCUAAGAGCGAGUGGAUCUUCUAUCCGACAUGUUUCUUCCUUCAGUGACUCAACUGAGGAGUCUGGAAAGUCCAAAGGGAUGAACCCAAUUGCAGAAGAAGGUGAGGAGCGAAAAGGAAAGAAAAAGAAAAAACGAAAGAAGAAACAUAAGGGCAUGAAAGUCGUGAAAGCUUCAAAAUCAAAGAAAAAGAAGAAGAAAUUCUGAAGUCUGAUAAAGGAGACCGGGCAGGAAAUCCACUGCUCUACACGUCUUUGUGGCUAAGUUCCGAUAUGCUUUUGAAUAGAUUGGCAUCAAUCCACUUUUGUACCCGUGCUGAGAGGAGUUUCCACAUUCAAAAGCAGCACGAUCCUGGGAUUAGACCAUGCAUGAACACAGUUCCUGGAUGCCCAUGUGCUUAUUAUAUUAAUGUUUUGUCAUCUCUUUUUGAGGUAACAAUUCUCAUGCUCAGAGACAGAAGCAUCCAGCUCUCUCUUUCCCCUUUGCAUUCUGUUGUGUCAUCAACUUUGUAAAGCGAUUGAAUUGAAUUGGAAUAUAUCAUCGUUUUCUUGGGCAAUUUGCACGAAACGAUUUGAUCUGAACUGCAGAUCAUGUGCUCUCGUUA
Molecule: messenger RNA, 983 nt
Organism: Amborella trichopoda
Lineage: Eukaryota; Viridiplantae; Streptophyta; Magnoliopsida; Amborellales; Amborellaceae
Product: E3 ubiquitin-protein ligase
Source: RefSeq, a predicted model, not a curated record